GCUGCGUGCUGCGAUACUGAACUGAUCAUCCGCUCUCAUCUAGCAUCUGUAGUCGACCGGCGCGUCAAAGUGCAAAAACUGAAGAUCUACGGACGAAGGCGAAAAGGUAUGAUGAAGUGGACAUGACACAACGACAUGAUGAAGACCAUUGUGGGGAUCAUAUGGAUAAUGUUAGUGCUCAUAUCAGGAUGCUUAGGAAAUCCAGACGCAAAACGAUUAUAUGACGAUCUCUUAUCGAAUUACAACAAGUUGGUUCGUCCAUCGUUCAACGCCACAGACAACCUUACCGUUAAAAUAAAACUGAAACUCUCGCAGCUUAUUGAUGUGAAUUUGAAGAAUCAGGUCAUGACAACGAACCUCUGGGUCGAACAGUCAUGGCACGAUUACAAGCUGAAAUGGGAUCCGAAGGAAUACGGUGGAGUAGACAUGCUGCAUGUGCCAUCAGAUCAUAUAUGGAGGCCCGAUAUAGUUUUAUAUAACAACGCCGACGGUAACUUUGAGGUGACGUUGGCGACGAAGGCGACUCUCAACUAUACGGGCAGGGUCGACUGGAAGCCACCAGCUAUUUAUAAGUCUUCCUGCGAGAUCGACGUUGAAUAUUUUCCCUUUGAUGAACAAACGUGCAUGAUGAAAUUUGGCUCGUGGACUUAUGACGGCUUCCAGGUCGAUCUUCGACACAUCGACGAAGGCAAAAACGGCAAUGUAAAAAACAGCAAUGGAGUCGUCGACAUUGGUUUUGAUCUGACGGAGUUUUAUACUUCUGUCGAAUGGGACAUACUAGAAGUACCCGCUGUAAGACAUGAAAGGUUUUACACGUGUUGUAACGAGCCUUACCUUGACAUCACUUUCUAUAUAACGAUGAGGAGGAAAACUCUAUUCUAUACUGUUAACCUCAUAAUACCCUGCUUGGGAAUAUCAUUCCUUACGGUAUUGGUGUUUUAUUUGCCAUGCGACAGUGGAGAGAAGGUCAGCCUCUCCGUCUCCAUACUACUGUCGCUGACAGUAUUUUUUCUUUUAUUGGCUGAAAUAAUACCGCCUACAUCGCUGGUGGUGCCUUUGCUUGGCAAGUUUGUCUUGUUCACAAUGGUUAUGGAUACUCUAAGCGUAUGGAUAACAGUGGUGGUCAUAAAUGUGCAUUACCGUUCGCCGCAAACCCACGUAAUGAAGCCGUGGGUCCGACGCGUGUUCAUCCAAUUGCUGCCGAGGCUGCUGGCAAUGCGCAGGUAUAAUACGCCAUCGCAGAGAAUCAAUUACGAUUUCAGGCCGGAGGACAUCAAACCAAAGAAGGAUAAAAAUCUGGUGACAGUUGAAGUGGGAACGGACAAUCAUCAACGAGACCGAUCAUCAACGUCUUCGACCCCGGAAGUAGUCGAGUCCUCCGGACCUUUUCUGAAUGAGAUGCGUGCUCGGGGGUUGGAAGAAAUAAAUUUAGAAAGUACGUGUCGUAUCCACGGUCCGCAAGCGGCAACUACAUCGCAACUUCUAACAGGGGAGAGCGUCAACCGAAUCUGUAGCACACUUAAGAGUUGGCAUCAGUGCCCAGAAAUAUAUAGGGCCAUAGAAGGCAUCCGUUAUAUCGCUGAUCAUGUAAAGAAAGAAGAGGAUUCUAAUAGAAUCAAGGAGGAUUGGAAGUAUGUCGCAAUGGUGAUCGACAGAUUAUUCCUAUGGAUCUUCCUGGUAACCGUAAUCGUCGGCUCGGCCGGGAUUAUACUACAGGCGCCGUCCUUAUACGACACACGCGUCCCCAUUGACAUACAGCUCUCCGAAAUCUCCCCGGACACUGCCAGACCCCCUAAUUUCUUUCCGACACCUUAGGGUGUCCUCUAAGGGACAAUUACUAAUUGCAUUAAUGCCACGCGUAAAACACGUAUACAAAACUGAAAAUACACAUACUGUAUUUUGUGUACGUGUUUUAUGCGCGGCAUUAAUAUAACAACAUCUGCUAUUACUAUAUAACUACAUCGACACAAGCGAAACGUAUUACCUAACGUCCGAAAGACUGAAGCCGAAGACCUAGCGAGUGACCUCGGUGGUAAUGCGAAAGUCGACCCUGACGAAAAUGAGAAGUUUCAUAAAUGUUUGUUUAACGUUUACAUGAGCGUUUGUAUGGAAUUGAGGAAAACGUUUUUUGGGCGUCUUUAAGCCGUUUGCGUAAAAGCCUUACAAAACGUUUACUGAGAUAAUUCGCCACAUUGGAAAAGUCUGACAGUGACCUCUCUGCAUAAAGAUGCAUCAGCGUUUACUGAGCAUCCUUUGAAAAGCGUUACUUUAGCAUUACAGAACUUUCAUGAAACAAUAUAUACUGUAUUUUAUAAGCGUUCUGAAAGUGUUUAAAACUCAAGUGUUUAAAACCCAAUGGUGUUCUGUAAGCGUUCUUAUAAAGUUUGGAAACGUAUAACUCUCUUAAAAAAUCGUCAUCGAACGUUUUACAAUAUAAAGAUCUGUAUUUUCGCCAGGGGAUGAAUGCAUGUCGUUCGACUUUACCACCGAUGAGAUAUAAUAGUCUCGUCGAUUACUUUACAACACAUUUGCGUCGCGAACGGAGAAUUCUUAUUAUUAUUAACCCAUUAACUG
Acromyrmex echinatior (Panamanian leafcutter ant) is the source of this 2574-nucleotide messenger RNA. RefSeq names its product nicotinic acetylcholine receptor alpha3 subunit (gene nAChRa3). The record is from RefSeq and is a predicted model, not a curated record. NCBI's taxonomy places the organism in Eukaryota, Metazoa, Arthropoda, Insecta, Hymenoptera, Formicidae. Gene Ontology annotation, molecular function: transmembrane signaling receptor activity; acetylcholine-gated monoatomic cation-selective channel activity. Gene Ontology annotation, cellular component: postsynaptic membrane. Gene Ontology annotation, biological process: monoatomic ion transmembrane transport.